This is a messenger RNA of Astyanax mexicanus (Mexican tetra), 4145 nucleotides long. RefSeq names its product cytolytic toxin-alpha-like. The transcript is spliced from 5 exons. NCBI's taxonomy places the organism in Eukaryota, Metazoa, Chordata, Actinopteri, Characiformes, Acestrorhamphidae. Gene Ontology annotation, molecular function: protein binding. Bases 69 to 2369 code for a protein of 766 amino acids. The record is from RefSeq and is a predicted model, not a curated record.
AAACUGCAGAGAACAUCGACACCUACAUUGAUCUCCUAUCAGUUCUGUAAUAGAACUUCUUGCAAGCAAUGGAUUCCAGACUCGAAAUCGCUGCGCUUGGAAGAGCCCUGUAUCCUGGGAUGCUGUAUGACUGCCGCAGUGAUACCUUCAUCCCAGGGGUUACUUUAUGGAACAAGGAGUCUUUAAAGAGUGAUAUUGAUGAGCGCCCGAAGCCCACAACUGAUCUGAAGUUCUCUGCUUCUGACUCUCUAUCUGAGAAGGCCAACUUUCUUGAAGUCAAUGCAUCGCUGAAAGCCAGCUUCCUUUCCGGGCUGAUAGAGGUGGGAGGCUCUGCCAAGUACUUGCGCGACACGAAAUCCUCAAUGUCUCAGUCUCGGUGUACCAUGAUGUACAGCCUGACCACAAAGUUUCAACAACUUACCAUGACUCAACUAGGCAACAUUACCUAUCCUGAGGUGUUUGAACAGAAAACAGCCACACAUGUGGUGACUGCUGUACUCUACGGAGCUCAGGCUUUUAUGGUGUUUGAUCAUAUGGCUUCAGGAACUGAGGAACAACAGAAGAUUGAAGGAAACCUUCACGCAGUGGUGAAGAAGAUCCCCUCUCUCAACAUUGAGGGAGAAGCAAAAUUAACUCUGAACGAGGACGAGAAAAAGUUAGCUAAUGAAAUCAGUGUAACGUUUUAUGGUGACUUUCACCUUGACCAUAAUCCCACAACGUACCAGGAGGCCGUUGACCUGUACAAGAAUUUGCCCAGUGUACUGAAGGACAAGGAGUAUUUUGGUGUCCCGGUGAAAGUUUGGCUGUACCCGUUGGUAUUGUUGGACAAUAAAGCAGCAGCACUGGUGAGAGAAAUCAGCACAAGCCUAGUGUCUAAAACUGAACGUGUGUUGGAGCAGCUUGAAGAUGCAGAAAGGAGAUGCAAUGACUUGACCAGAAGAAGCACUGUGCAGGAUUUUCCUGACCUGAAGGUCAGGUUACAAAGCUUUCGUAAUUGUUACAGUGACUAUAAGACAGUGUUCCAGAAGGCACUCUGCAGUGUCCUGCCUGAGAUUCGUGGUGGAGGGAAAGAGGAGCAGGCUUUAGCUAAGAUCAUAGAGAUCCACGACAAGUCCCCCUUUGCAGCCAACAAGUUGAACGAGUGGUUGGAGACCUUUACGAAUGAAUCACAAAUCCUGAACUCCUACACCAAGAGACUUCAGGACAUCAGAGUCGUCACAUCCUUAGGUGAUCUCAACUCCAUCCUUUUUGACCCUGAUGUUGAUGCAGUCGUUUGCUUGGCCUUCACCUCUCUGGCAAACCCAGACGAAUUCAUCAACACUCUGAAUGAGUUCCUCCAGUCUGAUGAAUUUAAGAAGUUGGAGAAUGUCUUUACACCGAGGGGUGCUACUGAACCCCACCAGCCCUGGUUCACCUCUUUUGACAUUUCACAGACGAUGAGAAAUCUUUCCCACUUUAAAACUUUCUCUGAAGCCAACAAAGAGACCAAAGGAGUUCAGUUCGUCAUAGCCUCCAUCCCUGACCCCAACAAUCCAGGAACAUCUAUCCGUCUUUAUGAAAAAGGAAAACUCACAAAUCCCAAGUUCACGCCCGUGUCCAAGCCACCCCGUCCAACAGUGACGAUGUCGGAUGGGCGUGGAACCCUGACGCUUCAGAAAUCCCCUACCGGAGAGACAGUGCGGUUUAGGAUUGAAUACCAACAGGCAAAUUCUAAGGAUGAGAAAAAAAAGUGGGAGGUCAGAGACACUCCGGAUGCACAAGAAAGCUUCGUACUGACAGGACUUCAGCCUGGCGAGCAGUAUGAUCUGAGGUACAGAGCUGUCAGUGAGGUGGGAGUGAGUGAGGCCAGUGAAUCUAUUCGCUGUGUACCCAAUGAUCUUGUAGAUUGGAUUAAAGAUUGUACUGUCGUGGGCGGCCUUGGAGGUAGUGAGUUCUUGGUUGUGAAUAAACUGGAUGACAUGGCACUGAUGAAGAUUGGGGUUUAUGUUGGCACAGAUCAGGUGGAUGCAAUAGACGUGCAAACCAGAUUCUUCCAAAGGAUGACCUUUGGCAUUAAGAAAGAGGUUAUAUUUCCGCUGGAAGACACGUUCUACCCAGAGACGUUCUUUGAAUUUCAGGAAUUUGAGUUUGAAGAUGGUGAUCGAUUCAAAUCUCUAACACUGUGGCCAAACAAAUCUGGCACUCGACUUGCAGGCAUGGCGUUCACGAUUGUGAGGGAAAAUAACGAGCUGAAAUUUGAAGCUAAAUGUACUUCUGGAGAUUUUUUGGGAGAUCCUGUAUCUGUUGAUGUGCAUUCAGGUAACUGCUGUGGGGUUAAAGGAAGAAGUGGGUUGUGUGUUGAUGCCUUUGGUUUCAUUUUUAUAAAAUAGGACAGGAAGAUAGAGAUUUAGGUAGAGAACAACAACUUCCCUACUGCUUUAUAUAAAUGAACUUUAGUUAGAACCUUGGUAUAUUCUCUAUAUAAAACUCAACAAAAUGCGCUCUCAGAUAUGAUUACUAUAAAUGUAUAAUCUCGCUUCAUUUUGAGGGCUGUGUGGACAUCUUUUCAAAUUAGAUUCAAUUUACUUUAUAAUCACGUUAUUCAUAGUGCUAGCCCAAAGCUAAUUUCUAGCAUAUCUAGAUUGUAUACAUACUAAUUUCUGAUAAUCUGGACAUUAUCCUAUGAAACCACAUGAAAGAAUAUUUUUCAUUUAAUUUGAAGUCACUCUGCACAUCAAUUUGGAUGAUCUAAAAGCUCAAAUUAAAUUUAAAUGUGUCUUUUGCUCACUCACAUUGUGCCAAACAACAACCUCAUCAAAUUCAAAAUGACGGAAGUGAGGGGGUUGGUUAGUGAUGCCAAUCUCAAUACCACAGCAACCAUGCAGUUAUGUUUAUGAUUUUCAGAUUUGCAAAUCCAAUCUGAUUAUUUGCAAAAAAAAAACAUUGUGUACAGGACAAUCAUCAGAACAAAACAAAAUUUGAUUGCCUGCAGUCUGCACAUCGUUAUGGGGUCUAAGAUUGCAUAGAUAUCUGAUUUUUGAGCAUCCAACAUUAAAUCUGAUCUGACCAUUCCCAUAAAUGUGAUUUUUGCCCUGUAUGCAUCACUUUAGUGCUGUUUAUGAAAGAAGUCAAAGUCCUUAAAGAGGCACUAGACCCUUAAACCCUUAAAAUUUGUAUAAAAAAAUCAUAAACUUUAAAAAACGCUUUUACUGUAGUAAUUUUCACCUCACAACUGCGUAACUGUGCUAUAGUCGUAGAUAAUGUGUCUUUGGAAAAAUACAAUCAAAUCAGUCAAUCAAUAAUACCGUCCCCCCCGCUGAUGUCCAACCAUCUGGGGCGCACACUGCUGCUGCUGCAGCUCAGCCCAAUCAAUCAUCACUCUCUUCAGCCUCACCACUAAACCCAUACAUCACUCAGUGCCCCUCCAAAACUACUCCUAAUUUUUUUUUUUUUUUUCGUUUUUUUGGCAUUCUUCAAAUGUGAGCUGUCAGCCAAAAUCAGGGGGUUUGUUGCCCCUUUAAAGAAAAAUGUAAUACUCAAAAUUAAAUAUCAAAUUAUGUUUUGAGAAUAUGCAUACAUUUGUACAAAAAUGUACAUUUAUUUAAAAUGACUGAUAUAAUCUGAUAAGCAAUUUAAUUCAUAUAUAUCCCAGCAUUUUGCUCAAUAAUGCACAAUUGAUGCUUUGUAUGGCUACUGCACUUGCGCAGAUCUCUAAGUUAGGUGGGCUUUUUUUCACCAGGAUGUUACGUGUUACGAGGACUCCCAUUCAUAUUUCAACCAGGGACCAGUCUCCUCAUUUACAAAGACUCUGUUAAUUAUUCACAUUAGAGACAUAUGCAGAUCACUUCUUCAAGAUCUUGGGGCUUGUAGUGUGAACACAGCUCAAGUAAUUCCAAACACAUUCAAGGCAAGGCAAGCAGUCCUUUAUACGAGAAAUAGCAGCUGAAAUGGGCUGAUUUAUAAAAGUUCAUUUUGUUAUUUUAUUAUUUUUUUCAUCCGUCAAUUCUCUCUGUUCACUGGAAUAUUGUUUAACUCCAGUUUUAAAAAAAACUUUUCCUUUGCAUUUAUUACUUUAUUUCUUAUCUCUAUAUUUUGCUUUGCAAAAAUACUACUCAAUGCUCACUGCUCUUUCAAUGCAAAUAAAAUUCCUGUUAUAUUCCAGGAUA